Messenger RNA from Nerophis lumbriciformis (worm pipefish), 987 nucleotides. NCBI's taxonomy places the organism in Eukaryota, Metazoa, Chordata, Actinopteri, Syngnathiformes, Syngnathidae. The record is from RefSeq and is a predicted model, not a curated record.
AUGGGCGACAGAAACCCGUCGACGUCUCCCGCUUUUCAGUCGGAGGGCUUCAGUCCACCUUACAGGAAGAGAAAAAGGACAGUGGAAGAUUUUAAUCAGUUUUGUACGUUUGUUUUGGCCUAUGCUGGUUACAUCCCAUAUCCUCAAGAGAACUCUUCUCUGCGAAGUACUUCCAGCCCUCCCAACAGCACGGGAAGCACAGUAGAUAGUGAUGGCUGGACCCCGGGGCCAUCGCCGUCUUGUCCCCAACACCCUUUCAUCGUCCCUCUGGAAAACAGGAAACAUCCACACUUGGGGGCCACACCGUCCAGUCACAUUAAGAAAGAUCACACGUUCACCAGCCUGCAUCCAGAGGAUCGCAGGAAAGCCGAGAAGCUGAAGAAGAAAAAGAGGAGAAAGGAGAGGGAGCUUCAGGCCGGCGAGGAACACGGGCAAUCUAACUCGCCCGAUCCGACCACGCAGUCUCCGUUUUCCUUCUGCAACUUUCCUAUAAAAGAGGAGCCGGAAGACGACGUCAGCAUUCCGCUCCAUCCUCAGCGCGUCACCAGCCCGUCCAAAUUCAAAGAGGAGCCCCAGGAAGAGCGCUGCCAAUGGGAUGGACGAGACUUGGAGGAAGGAGUGGUCAAGGUACAGAAAGUGGAGGGCGUUUCCGGAAGCAGAACGGUGUUCCGUCAGGGCAAGCAAGUGGUUUUUCGAGAUGAAGACGGGUCAGGAGAGGAUGAAGAUAUCAUGGUGGACUCAGACGACGACUCGUGGGACCUGGUGACGUGUUUCUGCAUGAAGCCGUUCGCCGGCCGCGCCAUGAUCGAGUGCAACAAAUGUCACACCUGGAUCCACCUGUCGUGCGCCAAAAUCCGCAAGAGCCACGUGCCCGAAACGUACGUGUGCCAGAGUUGCAGAGAAAACGACGCGAACGGCACCGCCGGAGCGGAUGCCCGCCGCUCCCAUCGCCCCCGCAUAGGUCCGCGUAAACACCUGCUCGAAUGA